Messenger RNA from Penicillium digitatum Pd1, 1950 nucleotides. Its product is annotated as TCP11 family protein. Lineage: Eukaryota; Fungi; Ascomycota; Eurotiomycetes; Eurotiales; Aspergillaceae. The record is from RefSeq and is a predicted model, not a curated record.
AUGGAUCUACAAGGCACAAAAGAAGCCCGGGCGCAGGAGGAGGGCGCCGAAGGCCCUCUAGAAGCAUAUGGUGCUGGAGGCGGUCGUUCUAAAGAGUAUCACAAGAACGAGGGGCGGGAUUCUCAUAAUCAUGAUGACCGAUCUUCCAUUAAUCCUCUCCGUCGUCGUCAACAACCCUUCGCCUAUCCUCAUGGAGCCCGACAAGCUGCAACGCCGGUACCAGCCGUAAUAUCUCGGCCUCGAGAGCCCUCCCCGUCACCGGAGGCCAUCAGCAUACCCCAAGAUUUGGGUCUAGAUUCCCGCGAUCAACGCCUACUGCGCAAGGCUCGGAGAUCUCCACCCGUUACAAAGAAAACACUCAGCGAGCUUGAUCUGCCUUGCAUCAUGAGCAACAUCAACCUCCGCAUGGACGCCAACUUUGACCGCGAUCUGCACUUCAAGCCCGACUUGGAUGGAGAGAAGGGCAAACGCAAGCGGAAAGAAGCUGCGGACUAUUGGGACUCCUUGGCCGCAGAGAUUACUAUCUAUUCUUACUGUGCUGCAAAUUCCCAAAUCACCACCGAGAAAGUCAAGUCCAGCGAUGGUACUCGACGCACCUUCGAUCCCCGUUUGCCCGCCCUGUUCGAGACAUUGCAGGACGUCAUCAAGACCCUUGUUCCGGAAGGAGAUCACCCAACUAUCAUGCAGAACCUGGAAGUUCCAUUGCUGAUGCAGCAAAUACGAAAAGGCGUUCUCGACAUGCUUACGCUGGCGAAAUGGCUGGCAAAACUUCUGAAAACACAUUGUGCUCCGAUGCGAGACGAGUGGGCAGAUUCUAUGGUCGAGCAAAUCGAAAAGGGUUCACAAUCUCAGGAUCCCCGGGAGAUAGUCAACGGUUUGCGAACAUUGUUCUCUAUUCUAGAGGCAAUGAAGCUUGACGUCGCCAACCAUCAGAUUCGAGCUUUCCGCGUUCUCCUCAUCGAAGACACAGUCCCCUUCCUCCAAGAAUACUUCCAAGGCAAACUGAACCGUGGCGGCUUCCAAGUCGAGUCCGCCCGCAAAUGGUACCUAUCCGUGCGCGACCAAGCCCGCCAAGAGGACGCCAUUGCCGAAGCCCAAAAAACAACCUUCAUUCCAGAAACAGAAGACACUCUCAAACCCCUCGAAGCCCUAAUCCGCGGAAUCUCCGCCCAACUCCUCCAAUUCGCCCCGCCCACCGACUUCCCUGAAACCUUCCUCUUCGACUCCGAGCGCCUCUGGCAACUCCGCUCAACAGUCCAAAAUCUAAUCAACCUCGACAUCGCCUGGUAUAUAUUCGAGUCCUAUGUCAACAAGCACAAACGGUAUCUCUCCACCCCAGAAGAAACCUACUCCAGCUUCCGAUCACGAAUUUGGUCCCUAAUGGAAGAGGGCAUGGAUCUGGAGAACCGCGUCGCAGGGAACCCAGACAACAACGAAGAAGAUCCCGACAACCGCGGCGGAAAGCGCUGGACACAAAACAUGCGCUGUAUCGCGCUCGAGAUUGCCCGCUUUGCCUGUGCCGCGUUGCAACUUGAUCCUGUCGUCGCGGACGAGGUCAUCGUUCCCAUUGAAGAAGCACUAGAAUGGCAUCUCUCGAAUGAGUCCGAGCUCUUUGUUUUCUUCCAAAAUAGCAUGCGGGCCAAGGUUCUUGCUACCACCUUGGCAGCGGCUCGUAGAUACUUGCCGUUGUCGCCAUUGGCGAUCUGUGAGUCGCAAAGGGCUCCACUGUCUGUCACUUUAGGUCCCGCUGCGCCGCAGACCGGGAGUGCGGGUGCGUCUGGCUCAGGGAACACUUCGUCGCUGGCUCUGGCGCCGCAGCAGUCAGAUGUCGAGCGCAUCGGGAUGCGACUUGCUCACAUGGGUGUGCUGCACUGGCGUGUUUGGGCUCCGUUGUUGUAUCUCCGAGAUGAGAUUGCAUUGGGGGAGGUUGAGCAGCCAGCAUUUAUAUAA